UUUUAAGGGUUUUCGUGUUAAAUAAAUAAUUAUGGAAUUUCUCAAUUUUUAGGUUUGAAUGAAAUAGAUUUUGAAAGUGAGGAAUUUCAGCCUGUAGACUUCAUCCAGGAGAUGACAAAUGCUGAACAACCAAAUGAGACAAGUUUAAAUGCUAUGAUCCUCGAAUUGGAAAUGCCAAAAAAUUCCACCGUGGAGCCCCAGAUGGAGCCGCAGAUGGAGCCCCAGGCGGGACCAUCUAGCAUAAAUUUAGUACCAGAGCCUCAGAUUGCUGAACCACAGGCAACUGGACAUCAUUUUGUUGAGGUUCCUAGGUCAAAUAGAACUGUUGAUCAAUUCAGAUUUCCACUACGACAUUCAUACUUGAAAGCUGAUGGUGUUACGAAGGGAUUCUUAACACAUAAUGACCCUAGGGCCAUGUGUGUUGAUUACGAAUUAGGCUUUAACAGCCCAUGUAUGUCUACACGGUGCUGGUUUUAUAAUAGCCACUUUUGGUCUAUUCAUAAGGACUUAAUGGAAACAAUAAAAGUUCGGUUCGAAGGAGGUAUGGUGAAUAUUAAUGUAAUUCAGGUCCAUCCGCAGUUUAAGAUAUUAUUUCCCUUUACUUAUCAAAACUAUGUGGAUCUCAAAAGAAAUAUCAUUAGAUUUGGGCCAUCCUAUGAUGAAUGUUACUUAUGGUUACCUACGAGAUCACUGGAAACGUCACCAUUGAGGCACCGUUCAAACGUUUAAGUUGAUAUCAAGCAAGUCCGAAGAAAGAGUGAGAAAAAAAAAUUGUAAAAAGUAAUUUUAAUUAACCUGUAAAAAAAAAGAAAAAUAUUAAUUUUUGUACAGUUAUUAGAUAUGUAUGUAUUUAAACUAAUUGUUUUUUUUUUUGUUUUUUAUACGUAUUUUUAUAGAAUAAAUUAUACAAUAAGAAAAA
Messenger RNA from Planococcus citri (citrus mealybug), 919 nucleotides. RefSeq lists its product as uncharacterized. The transcript has 5 exons. The record is from RefSeq and is a predicted model, not a curated record. Bases 112 to 729 code for a protein of 205 amino acids. Lineage: Eukaryota; Metazoa; Arthropoda; Insecta; Hemiptera; Pseudococcidae.